AUGGAGGGAGGCGUCCGUGUUCCAGCAGAGCAGCUCAAACUCAGUGCCGUCUCGGAUGAGCGUGUGGACUUCCUGCGUGAGCAGGUCUUCUCCGUCCUGCGCCUGAAGACGGACAAAUGGAACCGCUUCAUCGGAGCUGAGGAGAACCAGAGGGCUCUGCUGGAUUUCCUGGACCAGGCCUGGGGGGACAGGCUUGUCCUGUUUACAGGCCCAGGGGGCACACUGCACCUCGGUGAUGAGCAGGUGGCUAUCAAGAGUCCGUCGUCCUGGCAGACCAAACAGCUGUGCGUGUGGAAGAAGGCCGGCACCAGCAGCAUCUCCGUGAGCUCAUUCCGCACGCAGCUGCGGCUGGGCGAAGUGCCGGCACAGACACUGGACCACGCACCUGUGCUCAUCGGCCAGGUGCUGCUUACGCUCCUGGCUAACCCCCUUAACCAGGCUGGCUGGCCACGUGUCUUGGCCCAAGAUGUGUGCAGGCACCUGGAACAGUUGCGUGCUCAUACCGUCUACCUGCAGGGCGUCACAAACGGCCGCACCCUGCUGCCUCUGCCUCUGAGUCUGGAGAGGAAGAACCACUUACAGCUCAGCUCUGAUCUGUGUCUGAUAGACAGGGCUCUAUUGUACACACUUGAGACCUUGGUGAUCCAGUGGAGUCAGCAGAUGGGCUCUGCCCUGCAGCGAGACUCCUCUCAGCUCCUGCGUCAGGGAGAGUCCCCGGGCCCCGCCGCGGAGCUGCACUUCUGGGCCCAGCAGAGAGACAAUCUGUCGGGCAUCCAGGAACAGCUGCAGAAUCCGAAAGUUGGCCAAGUGCUGGAAAUUCUUCAAAGGGUUAACAGCAGUUACUACUCUUCCUUUCACAAAAUCAUGCAGAAAGUCAACCUGGCGGCAGCUGAGGCAGAGGACAUCGACCUGCACCUGAAGCCUUUGCGGAAGUUCCUGGCGGCGUUCGAGGAGCGGAGUUUUCCUGGCCUGGAGCCACUAUUCCCUGCCCUCUUCCACAGCCUCGCGCUGGUGUGGACACACUCCCGGGCCUACCGUUCCCCCCGACGCAUGGUCACACUCCUCACGGAGUUCUGCAACCUGCUCGUUGAUAAGGCGAUGGGGUACCUAAUCCCAGAGGAGCUUUUGAAGAUGGAGCUGGAGGAGGCCGUGGAGCGGGUGCAGAGGGCCACGCAGGUGUUCCGGGCGUUCAGGCGCUCCUUCUGGCAGUGCAGGGACAGACUGAGCCUCGCCGCAUCAUACACACACCCAGGAUGCCCGCUUCCACCGUGGGACUUCCCCUCCUACCUAGUGUUUCAGCGCAAUGACAAAAUCAUGGAGAGACUGCGCAUGAUUGAGGAGCUGCUGGACUCUGCGCUGGACUUUCUCAAGCUGGAGCGCAUGGAGCUGGGCGGAGCCAGGGGGAGAAUUCUCACUGAGAUGGUGGAGAGCAUGAAGGACGAGUUCCACGACAGCUGGAAAGUCCUCAGGGAAAGCAAAUACGACCCGCUGGACUACACGAAAGAGGAAUUUGUACACGAUUACCGUCGUUUCACAGAACAGAAUAAAGACUUCGACCAGCGUGUGGGAACAGUGUUGAACCUAGCCUUUCAGCACUCUUCAGGUUUAGAGUCAGCCUUUAAGCUCUUGCAGAUCUUUGGUACUCUCCUGGAAAGGCCGAGGGUUCACCAGCUGGUUGCCCCAAACUACUCAUUCCUGCUGGACAUGUUCCAGGAGGAGGUUAGCCUCUGCCAGCAGAUGCUCAACACGCACAGAGAGAAGUUGCGGAAUGGCUGUCCAGUCCUGAGGAGAAACAUGCCAGCCGUGGCUGGGAGCUUGAAAUGGUCUCAAGAGCUCAGAGAGAGACUGCUGACCAACCGGACCAGUCUCAACCAGCUUACACACAUGCCAUUAGACAUUCCCGAGGCGAAGCAGGUAUUGCAAGCAUGUGAGUGUGUUUUGGACAUUCUGGAUCAACUGGAUGAGGAAGUGUAUACUAACUGGUGUGUGGGAUUGGAAGAGUUAUGCCACACCCACAUGAAUGAACCAAUUCUCUCAUUGGACGAUGAGAGUGGACUCUACAGCGUUAACUUCAACUCUGCAUUGACCUCGGUUUUGCGGGAGGUGAAGUAUCUUGGGAUGUUUAAGGACCGUAACAUACCCCAGGCAGCUCUCCACCUGUAUUCUAAACGAGAGACACUGCACAUGUACACCAGCACACUGUCUCAGAUCACUCAGUGGUACAACAAGCUACAUAGCACUAUUCUGGCCGUCGAGCUGCGAUUGGUGGAGGCAGAAAUGGAGGAAAUUAGGCUUAAGCUAAGGCCGGCCCUCCAGGAACUGAGGUGGAACCAGGAAGACCUGUGGGACUACAUCCAAAGUACACGUGACCUUGUGCAUGGUGUGUCAGAGCGCGUGCAGAAGAGCCAAGCCAACCUGGACGCACUAAAGGGGCUGAUGGGAGUUUUCAGCCGCUCCACCUGCAUCUCACGCAGGAUCAGUCGCCGUGGCAACUUGCUUCACAUGGCAGACGUGGAGGACAGCUUAAAACAACAGUACAGCCUCAUCACGCACACGGGAGAGAAGAUCCACGUGCUCGUGCAGGAUAAUGCAGUUCUCCUGGGGGCUGUCGUGGACUCGGAACCCUGGAGGUCCUACACCGAGUAUGUCGACCGCGUGGUGCUGGCUGGCUUCUGCAGUGCCGUGCGCUGCUCUCUACAGUACUUGGUUGAGAACACAGACCCGGCACUGUGUGUCACCCCACUGUUCGAGGUCCAGCUCACGCUCACCUCUGACAUGACCUUUCACCCCUCACUUGACCUCUCCAAGAAAGACAACUUCUGCGACAUUGUGGAUAAGAUGGUGGCUGACAUUUUCAAAAUGGCAUCCUUCAUGAGUAGGGUUGCCAAGCACAAACAGGUGGAAACUUAUCAGGUGGAUAUAGACCAAGUGCCGGAGUUAUCCGAAUUAGCUCAGCUGAUUCGUUGCCGUGCACGCGGGGCCGUUGCUAAGGUCAAAGAGUUCCAGAACUCCUUCAUUUCCUAUCGCUACCUCUGGACCGGAGACAGGGAGGAAUUUAUGCGGCAGUUCCUUCUCUACGGCCACGCCCUCUCCACUGAAGAAGCGGAGCUGUAUGCCGAUUAUGAGCUGGCCAAGAACCCUCCUAAACUACACAACUUUAAAGAUCAAAUCAGUGAGUUCCAGAGCCUGUAUGAGAAGGUGCAGGCAUUGGAUGACACGUGGCUAUUCUGCGACUGGCUUCAGGUGGACAUCAAGCCUUUCAAAAUCUCCCUCAUCACCAUCAUCAAGAGGUGGAGCUGGAUGUUCACAGAACACCUGCUCAACCACGUCAACAGCAGUGUGCAGGACUUGGUGAGUUUCAUUGAGAGCACUGAGCGAGGUUUGCGGGGGGCUGUGCGUGACGGUGAUUACACUGGGCUGGUGACCAUCAUGCGUCACCUGAUGGCAAUUAGAGACAGACAGAACAUCACAGAGAAACAGUUCAAACCGCUCAAAUCUACCAGCGAUCUGCUGAAGACCUACGGACAACAGCUACCAGAACAGGUCUACGCCCUACUGGAGGAGCUACCUGACAAAUGGAAGAAUCUAAGGAAAGUUGCCUUCACCGUAAAACACGAGGUCGCACCCCUGCAGGCCAAUGAAGUUGCAGUGAUUCGCAGGAAGUGUGUCCACUUCGAGAUUAAACAGCACGAGUUUCGAGAGCAGUUCUGUAAGGAGUCUCUCUUCUUCAUCAGCACAGAUAACCCAUACAAACUCAUCGAUAAGACAAACCGUGCAGUGAUUCAGUUGGAGAGUGAAAUGUGUGUGCUGCAGGAAUCCGCAGAUCUGUUUGAGGUCGGUUUCCCCGACUACAAACAGCUCCGGCAGUGCCGCUCUGAUAUCAGGCUAGUCAAAGCAGUCUGGGACAUGGUCAUAUUUGUCAAGUCCAGCAUCUGGGCCUGGACUAAGACACCAUGGAAGGAGAUCAACGUGGAGCAGAUGGAUAUGGAGCUCCGGAGAUUUGCUAAGGAGAUGAAGACUCUCGAUAAGGAGGUCCGUGUGUGGGAUGUCUACACUGGUCUGGAGUCGACUGUUAAGAACAUGCUGACAUCACUCAGGGCUGUGAAUGAAUUGCAGAACUCGGCAGUCAGAGAGAGGCACUGGAGACAGCUGGUGCGCACUACCGGGGUAUUCUUCAUGAUGGAUGAGAACACCACUCUGGGUGAUCUUCUGGAGCUGCAGCUCCACCGUGUGGAGGAAGAAGUGAAGAAUAUUGUGGACAAAGCUGUCAAAGAGUCAGCCAUUGAGAAGGUUCUGGCCGAGAUCAGUCAGACAUGGUCCAUGAUGUCUCUGUCAUAUGAGACCCAUCCCAGUACUGGAAUCCCUCUCCUCAAAGCAGAUGAGAAUCUGAUAGAGACACUAGAGGACAACCAGGUACAGCUGCAGAACAUCCUGAUGAGUAAGCACGUUGAGUACUUCCUUGCGGAGGUGAGCGGCUGGCAGCGGCGCCUCCUGCUGGCUGACCUGGUCAUGGGCGCGUGGCUGACCGUGCAGCGCACCUGGGCUCACCUGCAGGGCAUCUUCACAAACUCGGAGGACAUCCGCAGUCAGCUGGCCCAGGAUGCCGAGCGCUUCGCUCUCAUCCAGCACGACUUCCAGGGGCUGAUGAUGACUGUUGUCCAAAUGGCAAAUGUGAUAGAAGUCACCAACCAGCCAGGUUACCUGGAGAAACUUGAGACCUUGCAGCAAAGGUUGUGUGUGUGUGAGAAGGCUCUGGCUGAGUAUCUGGAAACAAAGCGCCUGACGUUUCCGCGCUUCUAUUUUGUUUCUGGUGCUGAUCUGCUGGAGAUUGUUUCCAAGGGAAUGCAGCCCAGACAGGUUACGCGACACCUGCUGAAACUCUUUGAUAAUCUGGCUGAUCUGAGGUUCAGAUGUGAGGAAGAAGAGGAGGGAAGGUUUGAGGUUGCCGUGGGGAUGUUACAGCAGAGAGCGCGAGUAUGUGCAUUCUCUGAGCCCUGUGUGUGUGAGGGACAGGCUGAGAGUUGGCUGGGGAGAUUGGAGCUGGCCAUGACCUCCACAGUAAGAAAGGAGAUCUCUGAGGCAGUGGCAGCCUAUGAGGACAAACCCCGGGACCAGUGGCUCUUUGACUAUCCUGCACAGGUGGCACUGACAGGUAGUCAGAUCUGGUGGGCCACAGAUGUUGGUAUUGCCUUCCAGCGUGUGGAAGAAGGCUUUGAAACAGCCCUUAAAGACUACAAUAAAAAACAGAUCAGCCAGCUGAACUCUCUGAUUAACAUGCUCCUGGGGGAGCUGAGCCCUGGCGAGCGGCACAAAAUCAUGACCCUCUGUACCAUCGACGUUCACGCGCGCGACGUGGUGGCCAAACUCAUCGCGCAGAAGGUAAACGCCCUCUCAUUCGCGUGGUUGUCCCAGUUACGGCAUCGCUACGAGCAGAUGGAGCACUGCUACGUUAACAUCUGCGACGCGCAGUUUCAGUUUUUAUACGAGUACCUGGGAAACACCAACCGGCUGGUUAUAACACCACUCACUGAUCGAUGUUACAUCACCCUGACUCAAUCCCUCCAUCUGACGAUGAGUGGGGCCCCCUCUGGCCCUGCCGGCACCGGCAAGACAGAGACCACCAAGGACCUGGGCCGUUCGCUUGGCAUUAUGGUCUAUGUAUUCAACUGCUCUGAGCAGAUGGACUACAAGUCCAUAGGUAAUAUCUACAAGGGCCUGGCCCAGACAGGAGUGUGGGGCUGCUUCGACGAGUUCAACAGGAUCUCCGUGGAGGUUUUAUCUGUGGUUGCCGUGCAGGUCAAAACCAUCCAAGAUGCUGUUCGCAACAAGAAACACAGGUUCCAUUUCCUGGGUGAGGAGAUCCAGUUGAAGCCGACCGUGGGCCUCUUCAUCACUCUCAACCCUGGUUACGCCGGCAGGGCUGAACUGCCUGAGAACCUCAAGGCGCUCUUCAGGCCGUGUGCCAUGGUGAUUCCUGACUUCGGGCUGAUCUGUGAGAUCAUGCUGGUGGCGGAGGGCUUCCUGGAGGCGCGCAUGCUGGCACGCAAGUUCAUCAGCCUGUACACACUUUGCAGAGGACUGCUGUCCCAGCAGGAUCACUAUGACUGGGGUCUGCGGGCAAUAAAGUCAGUCUUGGUUGUUGCUGGGUCACUGAAAAGGGAGGAUCGGAGCAACCCAGAGGAGCAGGUCCUGAUGAGAGCCCUGCGGGACUUCAACCUGCCCAAGCUGGUCACGAGGGACGUGCCGAUCUUUCUGGGCCUGAUCAGUGAACUCUUCCCCCUGCUGGAGGCCGCACGCACGUGCGGGGCACGUCUGGAGCAGCACGUGCGCUGGGCCAUCAGCGAGCUGCAUCUGCAGCCCGAGGAGAACUUCAUGCUCAAGGUGACCCAGUUGGAGGAGCUGUUGGCUGUGAGACACUCCGUCUUCGUGGUUGGCGCGGCUGGAACAGGCAAGACCCAGAUUUUGAAGACGCUGCACAGGGCGUAUGCAGGAAUGAAGCUGAAAGCCAUGUGGAGUGACAUCAACCCCAAAGCUGUGACGACCGAUGAGCUGUUCGGCUUCCUGCACCCUGCCACACGAGAAUGGAAAGAUGGUCUUCUCUCUUCAACCAUGAGAGAGUUGUCUGCUCUGUCCCACGAUGGUCCAAAGUGGAUUGUACUGGAUGGUGACAUCGACCCAAAAUGGAUAGAAUCUCUCAACACAGUGAUGGACGAUAACAAGGUGCUGACCCUGGCUAGUAACGAGCGUAUCUCCCUGACGCCCUCCAUGCGGCUGUUGUUUGAGAUCAGCCACCUCAAGGCCGCCACCCCAGCAACUGUAUCUAGGGCAGGCAUACUCUACGUCAACCCCCAGGACCUGGGAUGGAGCUCGUAUGUAACGAGUUGGAUUGACACUCGCCAGGCCCAAUCAGAACGUGCGAAUCUGUCCAUCCUGUUUGAUAAGUACGUGCCCUACUGUUUAGAGCAAGUCCGGUGCAACCUAAAGACCAUCACACCUAUUCCUGAGAUGAGCAUGGUGCAGACUCUGUGUUGCCUGCUGGACUGUCUGCUGACAGAGGACAACACUCCAGCAGACUCGCCUCGUGAGCUCUAUGAGAUGUACUUCGUGUUCGCCUGUGUCUGGGCUUUCGGUGGCGCUCUCUUCCAAGACCAUCUGAAAGACUAUCGUGCUGCGUUCAGUCGCUGGUGGGCCAAAGAGAUGCGCACAGUGAAGUUCCCCUCCCAUGGCACUGUGUUCGACUACUACAUCCACCCCAACACCAAGAAGUUCACGCCGUGGACGGAACUCACACCCGCCUUUGAGCUGGAGACGGAUGUCCCGUUGCAGAUGGUCCUCGUGCACUCAGCUGAAACAGCCUGCUUGGCGUACCUGGUGGAGGUGCUCGUGCAGAAGGGCAAGGCGGUGAUGUUGGUGGGUGGAGCGGGCGUAGGGAAGAGCAUGCUGAUGUGGGACACCAUCUCCAAACACAGGGACCAGGUCAUGGUGGCCAAGGUGCCCUUCAACUACUACACCACCUCAGCCAUGCUACAGCGUGUUCUGGAAAAGCCGCUGGAGAAGAAGGCAGGACGCAACUUUGCUCCUCCUGGAACCAAGAAGCUCAUCUACUUCAUAGAUGAUCUGAACAUGCCAGAGGUGGACGCCUAUGGGACAGUCCAGCCACACACACUCAUCAGACAACACCUCGACUACUCCCACUGGUAUGACCGGCAGAGGCUGGUCCUGAAGGACAUUCAUAACUGUCAGUAUGUUACCUGCAUGAACCCAACAGCUGGAAGCUUCUCUGUAAACCCUCGGCUGCAGAGGCAUUUCUCUGUGUUUGCCGUGAACUUCCCGCGUUCGGAGGCCCUCAGUACCAUCUACAGCAGUAUCCUGGGCGCUCACUUCCAGCAGGGUGGCUACAGUUACGGAGUGAGCCGUGCGGCUGACCCCCUCGUCCAGGCCGCCAUCUGCCUGCACCAGAAGAUGACGCAGAACUUCCUGCCCACCGCCGUGCGCUUCCACUACCUGUUCAACCUGAGGGACAUCUCCAACGUCUUCCAGGGGAUUCUCUUUGCCUCGCCUGAGAGUGUACGAUACCCCAUAGACCUGGUGCACCUUUGGAUUCAUGAAUCCUCUCGCGUGUACUCUGAUAAACUGAUGGAGGAGAAGGAUGUCGAGCUCUUCACCAAGAUUCUACUGGACACCGGCAAGAGAUACUUGGAGGGAAUAGACGAGUCGAUCUUCAUUCACCACCCCCUGGUCUACUCCCACUUUGCUCACGGCAUGGGGGAGCCGCGCUACGCCCGCGUCAGCGACUGGGAGAAGCUCCAGAAGACCCUGAGUGAGGCGCUGGAGCUCUACAACGAGAUGCAUGCCAGCAUGAACCUGGUGCUGUUUGAGGAGGCCAUGCAGCACGUUUGCAGGAUCAGCCGAGUCCUGGAGGCUCCGGUGGGUAAUGCCCUGCUGGUGGGGGUGGGGGGCAGUGGCAAACAGAGCCUGUGCCGUCUGGCUGCGUUCCUCAGCAUGCUGGAGGUGUUCCAGAUCACACUCCGCAAAGGCUACGAGAUCAACGACCUGCGGAGUGAUAUAGGUGCUCUGUACAUAAAGGUGGGGGUGAAGAACAUUGGAACAGUCUUCCUGCACACGGACGCUCAGAUCCCCGACGAGCGAUUCCUCGUGCUGAUCAACGACAUGCUAGCGUCCGGGGAUAUCCCGGACCUUUUCACUGAAGAGGAGGUGGACAUGAUCGUAUCCUCCAUUCGCCUGGAGCUCCGUGGACUCGGAUUGCUGGACACCCGGGAAAACUGCUGGAACUUCUUCAUCGACCGCAUACGCAGACAGCUGAAGGUGUUGCUUUGUUUCUCGCCGGUGGGCUUCACCCUGCGCACGCGGGCCCGGAAAUUUCCGGCACUGGUGAACUGCACAGUCAUCGACUGGUUCCAUCCCUGGCCACAGCACGCCCUGCAGUCUGUCAGCAGAAACUUCAUCAACACCAUCAGCGGACUGGAGCCUGCCGUGAGGGCGUCGAUCAGCGAGUUCAUCUCGUUCGCGCACACGAGCGUGAACGACGUGAGCGUGAAGUACCAGCAGAACGAGAAGCGCCACAACUACACCACCCCCAAGAGCUUCCUGGAGUUCAUGAAGAUCUACGGCAACCUCCUGAGGACGAAGAGACUUGAGCUCACGCAGAGGACGGAGAGGUUGGAGAAUGGCCUUCAGAAGCUUCUGACCACUGCGGCCCAGGUAGAGGAUCUGAAAGCCAGACUGGCCCUGCAAGAGGUGGAGUUGCACCACAGGACCGUGGACAUGGAGACCCUCAUUGCUAAAAUCGGCCAGCAGACCGACAGACUCAACCUUGAGAAGUGUGUCGCAGAUGCAGAGGAGCAGAAGGUAGCAGCGAUUCAGGCGGAGGUGACGAUGCAGCAGCAGGAGACAGAGGAGGACCUGGCCAAAGUAGAGCCAGCCCUGCAGGCAGCCCACGCAGCCCUGAACACCCUCAACAGGCUGAAUUUGACAGAGCUGCGGACCUUUCCCAACCCCCCUAUGAUCGUGGUCAACGUGCUGGCAGCAGUAUUCGUCCUGCUGGCCCCAGAUGGGCACAUUCCUAAAGACCGCAGCUGGAAAGCUGCCAAGGGUGUCAUGAGCAAAGUUGAUGACUUCUUGCAGGCUCUCGUUAACUUCGAUAAAGAGCGCAUCCCGGAUGCCACAGUGAGAGUACUGCGGGAGGAAUACCUGAGUGAUCCGGACUUUAAUCCGGAGUUUGUGCGUCAGAAGUCCUCGGCGGCCGCUGGACUGUGUGCCUGGGUUAUCAACAUAAUGCGCUUUCAUGAGAUGUACUGUGAGGUUGAGGUGAAGAGGUUGUGUCUGGCUCAGGCCAACACUGAUCUGGCUGAAGCAGCAGAGAAACUCGACAUCAUUGGGAAAAAAAUUCAGGAGCUGAACAGUAGCCUGGACACACUGCGAGCAGCGUAUGAAAAGGCCACUUGUGAGAAAUUGCAAUGCCAAGACAAGGUGAACCGCACCAAUACUACCAUCCUGCUGGCCCAUCGUCUGGUCAAAGGCCUGGAGUCGGAGAACGUGCGCUGGACUCACUCGGUAGCUCAGUUCCGGGAGCAGGAGUCCACUCUCUGCGGUGAUGUUCUCCUCACAUCUGCCUUCAUCUCCUACGCUGCCUCCUUCUCCAGGAGAUACAGACAUGAGCUCCUCUACAACCUCUGGCUGCCUUUCCUACACACGCAGAAGGUCCCUAUUCCGAUGACCAACGGGCUCGAUCCCGUCUCCAUGUUAACAGACGAUGCUAUGAUCGCUACAUGGAAUAAUGAGGGUUUGCCAGGCGAUGAGAUGUCCACCCAAAAUGCCACCAUAUUCCUCAACUGUGAGCGAUGGCCCCUUCUCAUUGACCCUCAGCUACAGGGCAUCAAAUGGCUCAAGAGUCGCUACAGCAACAGCCUGCGAGUAGUCAACCUUGGGCAGAAGGGAUAUGUCGAUGUGAUUGAGCAGGCAGUAGUAACUGGAGAACUCGUAUUGAUUGAGAACCUGGAAGAGACUAUUGAUCCAGUAAUCAAUCCACUGCUGGGUCGCCACACCAUUAAAAAGGGCAGGUGUGUGAAGGUCGGGGAUAAGGAGUGUGUGUUGCAUCCGGCCUUCCGGCUCAUCCUGCACACUAAGCUGGCCAACCCGCACUACAAGCCGGAGAUCCAGGCUCAGACUACCCUCAUCAACUUCACUGUCACCAGGGAUGGCCUGGAGGACCAGCUGCUGGCAGAGGUGGUCAACCUGGAGAGGCCUGACCUCGAGUUUCUCAAGUCAGAAUUAACUAAGCAGCAGAACAUGUUUAAGAUCGAGCUGAAGCACCUGGAAGACAACCUGCUGACGCGUCUCUCCGCCGCUGAGAGCAACUUCCUGGGGGACAACCUGCUUGUGGAGAACCUGGAGACCACCAAGCACACGGCCGCCGAGAUCGAGAUGAAGGUGUUGGAGGCGAAGGUCAAUGAGGUGAAGAUAAACGAGGCACGUGAGCACUAUCGGCCUGUAGCAGUGAGGGCGUCACUCCUAUACUUCAUCAUCAAUGACCUCAACAAGAUCAACCCCAUGUAUCAGUUCUCCUUGAAGGCGUUUAACGUGGUUUUCCGUAAAGCGGUGCAGAGUGCAGAGGUGUGUGUAGAUGUCAAGAGCCGAGUGAACACACUCAUCGACUCCAUCACCUUCUCCACCUUCAACUUUAUUAACAGAGGCCUCUUUGAGAGAGACAAACUUACUUUCACAGCUCAGCUUGCAUUUCAGCUGUUACUGAUGAAUAAGGAGAUUGAAGUGAGAGAGUUGGAUUUCCUCUUGCGCUUCAACAUUGACCACAGUUACGUCAGCCCUGUUGACUUUCUCCCCAAUUCUGCAUGGAGUGCCAUUAAGACGAUGAGCUUCCUGGACGAGUUCCGGGGUCUGGAGCGUGACAUCGAGGGAUCACCCAAGCGCUGGAGGAAGCUGGUGGAGUCUGAGUGUCCUGAGAUAGAGAAGCUCCCCCUGGACUGGCACAGUAAAAGCUCCCUGCAGAAACUCAUCCUCCUGCGCGCGCUCCGACCGGACCGCAUGACCUACGCCGUCCGGAAGUUUGUGGAGGAGAAGCUUGGAGUGCAGUAUACAGAGGGAAGGAAGGUGGAGUUUGCGAGGUCGUUUAAAGAGAGUGGCCCUGCCUCCCCGGUCUUUUUCAUUCUCUCACCAGGUGUUGACCCACUCAAAGACGUGGAGUCACUUGGUAAAAAGUUGGGCUUCACUAUAGACUUGGGGAAACUCCAUAACGUCUCCCUGGGCCAAGGACAGGAGUUUGUGGCAGAGCUGGCCAUGCAGAAGGGUGCCAGAGAGGGUCACUGGGUCAUUCUACAGAACAUCCACCUGGUUGCCAAGUGGCUGGGUACCCUGGAGAAGCUUCUGGAACGUUGCUGUGAGAACAGUCACCAUGACUACCGAGUGUUUAUGAGUGCGGAGCCUGCACCCACCCCUCAGGAGCACAUCAUUCCACAGGGCAUUCUGGAAAAUUCCAUCAAGAUCACCAACGAGCCCCCAACUGGCAUGCUAGCAAACCUCCACGCAGCGCUGGACAACUUUGACCAAGACAUUCUGGAUCAGUGCUCCCGAGAGCAGGAGUUUAAGACCAUCCUGUUUUCGCUGUGUUAUUUCCACGCAUGUGUGGCUGAGCGGAGGAAGUUUGGACCACAAGGUUGGAACCGAAAGUACCCCUUCAACACAGGCGACCUCACCAUCUCUGUCAGCGUGCUCUACAACUACCUGGAGGCCAACUCACAGGUGCCGUGGGAGGAUCUGCGGUAUCUGUUUGGUGAGAUCAUGUAUGGAGGACACAUCACAGAUGACUGGGACAGAAGACUGUGCACCACAUACCUGGAGGAGUAUAUGCAGCCCAACCAGUUUGACAGGAAGUUGUCUUUGGCUCCUGGCUUCGUGGUCCCCACCAACUUGGACUACCAGGGUUACCACGCCUACAUCGACCAGGUGCUUCCCCACGAGAGCCCCGUGCAUUACGGCCUGCACCCCAACGCUGAGAUCGAGUUCCUGACGGUGACCUCCGACAACCUGUUCCACACGCUACUGGAGCUGCAGACCACAGACUCGUCCAUGGGCGAGGGAGCGCCCCAGAGCACCGAGGAGAAGGUGAAGACCGUCUUGGAUGACAUCCUGGAGAAGCUUCCGGAGGAGUACAACAUGUCGGACAUCACGUCCAAAACGGUGGAGCGCACCCCGUACGUGCUGGUGUGCUUCCAGGAGUGUGAGCGCAUGAACCUGCUCCUCAAUGAAAUGAGGCGCUCGCUUAAAGAGCUGGAUCUAGGAUUGAAGGGAGAGCUCGCUAUAUCUGCAGAGAUGGAACGGAUCCAGACAGCUCUGUUCUUUGAUAAUGUCCCUGACACCUGGACUAGGCUGGCAUACCCCUCCACAUACAGCCUGGCUAUGUGGUACAGUGACGUGUUGCUGCGUUGCAGAGAGCUGGACAGCUGGACACAGGACCUCUCUCUGCCUGGUGUGAUCUGGCUGGCUGGACUCUUCAACCCACAGUCUUUUCUUACCGCUGUGAUGCAAAGCCUGGCACGAAAGAACGAGUGGCCCCUGGAUAAGAUGACUCUCACGGUGGACGUGAUGAAGAAAUUCAAGGAGGAGUUGAACCAGCCAGCCAGAGAGGGAGCUUACGUCCAUGGUCUCUACAUGGAAGGUGCACGCUGGGAUAUCCAGAACGGCACAAUCACGGAGGCGCGUCUGAAGGAGCUGACUCCCAGAAUGCCGGUCAUUGCGGUGCGGGCGGUGCCCGGUGACCGGCAGGUGACGCGCAAUGUUUACGAGUGUCCCGUGUACAAGACCAAGUUGCGGGCCAACACGCACGUCUGGACGUUCAACCUCAAAACCAGGGAGAGGCCAGCCAAGUGGGUGCUUGCUGGAGUUGCCCUGCUGCUGAGUGUGUGAGGGGUGUGUGUGUGUGUGUGUUCGUGUGUGUGUGUGUGU
Electrophorus electricus (electric eel) is the source of this 13479-nucleotide messenger RNA. NCBI's taxonomy places the organism in Eukaryota, Metazoa, Chordata, Actinopteri, Gymnotiformes, Gymnotidae. The record is from RefSeq and is a predicted model, not a curated record.